GACUGGUGUCUGUGGUGGUGGUGGUGGUGGUGGUGGUGGGGUUAGGUCAGAGUUGUUGCUUCUUCAUUUGUCAAAUUGCUACUCCUUCUCCUCCGAUCUCUUCGAAUCUCACCCUGCAUUGCUCUUCUCUUUAGAUCUGAGUUACCCCAAGGGUAAUGUGGUGAGGUGAGGCUCUCCCGGCGACAAUGGAUAAUAGCAACGCACCACAUCGCUUUCGGAGAAUAUCUCGACAUAACCCUGCGCAUCUCAACUUGCUCGAUGAAAAUUUGGAGCAGUGGCCUCAUCUGAACGAACUGCUCCAGUGCUACACAAGUGACUGGGUGAAAGAUGAGAGCAAGUAUGGGCAUUAUGAAAGUGUCAGUCCUCCUCACUUUCACAAUCGAAUAUUUGAGGGGCCCGAUUCUGAUAUCGAGACUGAAAUGAACCUUGCAAAUGCAAGGCUAACCAAGGGUGAAGAUGCUACUGAUGAUGACACCCCAAGUACCUCUGGACGCCAAUUUGCAGACUCUCAUGUUUCUCAGCGUUUUGGCCAAUCUCCCCUACCUGCUUAUGAACCAGCUUUCGAGUGGGAAUAUGAGAGGUCAAUGAUAUUUGGCCAGAGGACUCCAGAGACCCCUGUGGUACACCAUGGCAAGAGGAAUCUCCUAAUUUCAACAAUUGAACAUCAAAUCCUAAUAACAGAAGAUGAGAAAAGUUUUGUCUUGACAACAAUGAAGAUUUAGUGGUAUGAUUUAAUUUUUUUUGCUCUUAUUAUGAUAAAUAAUUGUAUUAAGAUAAUUCAUUGUAUUCUUUAUAUAUAUUUUUGUUCAAAAUAAAUAUCUAAUAUCCUAUCAUUGUGAUAUUUGUUGUUUUGAUAAUGUUCCUGGGCCUUGCUCUAGUCUAGUUUUGCAUACUUUAUACAAGGGUUUCAAAAAAGUCAGAAAGUAGCUAGAAAGAUUAACCAAUUAAGUCUCAUCUAAUCAAAUAUGGCAUUUGUAUGCUAAAAGGUGAAUCCUUUUGGUCUAUUUGUAACCAUAGAUCCAAAGGGGGAACCAAACACAUAUAUAUACCUAUCUUUGAUUGGUCAAGUCUUGAUAAUCAUAAAUAAUUAAUUUGAAUUGCUUUCCCACUAAUAUUGAUGCAGUUUGGAAAAGACUGUUUUUGCUUCUAGCUUUACUUGUUAUUCUUUAUAAUGUCUAAAAGACUCAAAAGAAUCAUUGCAUUUGUAGAGUUGAUUCCACUUACUAGUUCUUCUUCAAUGUUAGUCAAUGACAAUUAGUCGCAUUAAUUUAAGAUGUUUCUUUAUAAUUGCUUUCUUAGUAUCAAUUCCUAGCUAAAAAAAAAAUUAUGUUAUUAUGCAUAUUCUAUGGUUAAUGAUGAUCCACUACUCUCUUCUAAUAUUAUAUAAAGGCCACAAUGAAAAAAGUUUGCUCUAUGCUCACCCCACUACUCCUGUUAUAAUGCAAGUAUUUGAAAUUUUUUUUUAAAGGCUCUUCUCAAACUUAUAAAUUACUAUUUAUAACUGUUUAAUCUAUUUUUCAUGUCAAAUUUCUGCACAAAUAAGCCUUGCAAAUGCAAAGGCGAACCAAGGGUGAAGAUGCUACUGAUGAUGACACCCCAAGUACCUCUGGACGGCAAUUUGCAGACUCUCAUGUUUCUCAGGUUUUGCUCUUUAACUUUUUUAUCUGGCUAAACCAUACCGAUCCAUCUGAAGUAGU
Messenger RNA from Rubroshorea leprosula, 1697 nucleotides. NCBI's taxonomy places the organism in Eukaryota, Viridiplantae, Streptophyta, Magnoliopsida, Malvales, Dipterocarpaceae. The record is from the annotation of a GenBank genome assembly.